This is a messenger RNA of Hylaeus volcanicus, 2402 nucleotides long. Its product is annotated as AP-1 complex subunit gamma-like. The coding region runs from base 42 to 2240 and encodes 732 amino acids. The transcript is spliced from 15 exons. Gene Ontology annotation, molecular function: clathrin-cargo adaptor activity. Gene Ontology annotation, biological process: receptor-mediated endocytosis; intracellular protein transport; Golgi to vacuole transport. Lineage: Eukaryota; Metazoa; Arthropoda; Insecta; Hymenoptera; Colletidae. Gene Ontology annotation, cellular component: membrane coat; AP-1 adaptor complex; Golgi apparatus. The record is from RefSeq and is a predicted model, not a curated record.
AUGACAACUAAAUGACUUUGAUUUAAAUUGGUUGAAAAGGGAUGUCAAAUAGUUUAAAAGACUUUAUUCGACAAGUUCGCGAUUGUCGAACAACAGCUGAAGAACGUGCUAUUGUUGCGAAAGAAUGUGCUAUGAUUCGCACAAGCUUAAAGGAGAAUUCAAAUAAUCAUUCAUUUCGUAAAAUGGCGAAAUUAUUAUUUAUUCAUAUGAUGGGAUAUCCAAUUAGUUUUGGUCAAAUGGAAUGUUUAAGAUUAAUAGCGUCAAAUAAUUUUGAAGAGAAACGUAUAGGAUAUCUAGCUAUUCAUCAAUUAAUGAAGGAAGAUGACGAAAUUUUGAUGCUUGUGACCAACUCUAUUAAAACUGAUUUAAAUCAUUCAAAUCAAUACGUUAAUAUGCUAGGACUCACUGCUUUGGCUAAUAUUGGCUCAUCACAAAUGGUUCAAAUGCUGGCUCAUGAAGUUGAAGAAUUAUGUUUUUCACCCAAUGUUUCUAUCAAAAGAAAAGCUGUUGUUUGUGCUUUAAGGAUUAUUAAAAAAGUUGAGGAUCUCAAUGAAAGGUUUAUUGCUAUUCUUCCAACAUUAAUGCAUGAUCAAGAUCAAGGCGUCGUAAUGGUAACAUCCUCUAUUAUUAGUACAUUAGCACAUCAAGAUAAGACCUUGGUCGCGCCUCUGAAAUCUCAAAUUUUGUCUUAUUUGGUUCUCCGUCUUAAAACAUUAGUUUCAACGACGGGUUAUGCUAAUACAAGUGAAACGGAAAUUGGAGGCGUCGUUAAUCCGUUUCUUCAGGUGAAACUGCUACAAACCAUACUAGAACUUUUAAAGAUAGCUUCACCUCAUUCCUCUUGCGAUACCGAAAUCACCAAUUUAAUCACACAAAUUAUUGUUAUUACUAACAGCUCAAGAAACCCUGGUUGCUCUAUUCUUUUAGAGUGUAUCAGGAUCAUUUCGACCUUACCCUAUAAUAAAAAUCUUUUUGACGUUUGUGGAAAUGUUUUCGGCAAAUUAUUACAACAUAAAGAAAGUAAUAUUAGAUAUGUCGGUUUAUGUUGUGUUUAUCAACUAGUAAAACAAUAUCCUGAGGUGUUUCAAAGUCAUACGUCCAUUAUUAUGGAUUGUUUAAAGGAUUGCGACCCUUCCAUUCAACGUCAAGCAUUGAAAAUUAUUUAUGAAACGAUGAAUACCACAACAUUACGACUUUAUUUGAAUGAGCUGAUCAAAUUAUAUAGCCGAAAACCUCUCGGGAUUUUAACAUUUGAAGACCGUGAACUUUAUAGUGAUUUGGCUUGCAAGAUGGUCAUGUCGAUACUGCAAUUCUCAUCUACGAAACGUUAUGCCUUGGAUGCCUUACUUUAUUUGCUUUCAGAACUUAAAGAUUUACAAUUCUUAAAAACAGAAACUAUUUUAAUUGAAUUAAUAAGUAUGACACCACAACUUCAACGUUACGCGACCAUUCAAUUAUUUCUCUUAUCAAAAGAACGUUUUUCAAAAAAAGCACUCCUUCGCGUAUGUCUUUGGUGUUUAGGGGAAUAUGGUGAUUUAGUAAUUUCAUCAUCUACAACAGCACUGGAAAGUAUGAGUAUCUCCUCUAAUGAAAUUGUCAGUUUUUUUAAAGAGUAUCUUGAUUUUUACUUGUCAUCUUUAACGGAUUUAGGAAAGCAAAAUAUCAAUUUAGAAGAAAUAUCAUUUUUUAUAGGAGAUACAAAUAUAACGCCCUCUACUUCAUAUAGUGCACAAGUGCAAGACUCCUUUUAUAACACUCUUGAAAUUCUAAUUAACGCACUAGCCAAAUUAUCGAAACGUUUACCAAAUGAAAGAAAUCGAUUGACUUGCCUGAUUGAAAAAUUCAAAAAUCAUUCGAAUAUGGAAAUCCAGCAGCGGGCUCUUGAAUAUUCUUCUUUAAUUGCUCUUAACAAACAAGACUUGUAUUCAACAAUGUUUGACGUUAUCCCGACUUUACCUGAAAAUUCCCAUAGUGAUUUAUAUCGUUUAAAUGUGAAACCUAUUGGCAAUACAACAAGUGAUACUUUUUCCUUUAAAACGCAGUUUGAGGAAGCUUUUUUAAACAGUACAAGCGAUGUACAAAAGAGUCAUAUCGAGACAACCGAUUUAUUACUUUUGAAUGAUGAUGAACCCGUUUCAAAACUUGAGACCGAUGUUGUUGAAAAGCAGACGAAAUUCGCUAGUGUCAUAGACCUUUUAAAUGAUCUACCCAUAUCACCAUCUACUCAUUCAUUGCUAUAAAUUCUAAUUUUUUUGUCUUAAUAAAGAGUGGUAAAGAUAUAGCUUACCACUGUCAAAUCUUUUUAACUUCUCUCCACUCACGCAUUGUUACUUGAUUUUUUUUAAGUACUAAACUUUUUGUGAAUCAAAAUUUUAAUUAUUUCCAAUAAACUGUGAAACAGA